Messenger RNA from Dendrobium catenatum, 1119 nucleotides. RefSeq names its product putative 12-oxophytodienoate reductase 11. The transcript has 4 exons. Gene Ontology annotation, molecular function: FMN binding; oxidoreductase activity. Lineage: Eukaryota; Viridiplantae; Streptophyta; Magnoliopsida; Asparagales; Orchidaceae. The record is from RefSeq and is a predicted model, not a curated record. The coding region runs from base 7 to 1119 and encodes 370 amino acids.
AGAAAAAUGGAAGCUCAUAAAAUCCCUCUACUCAAACCUCACAAGAUGGGCUCCUUUGAUCUAUCUCACAGGAUAGUCUUGGCACCUUUGACAAGAUCAAGAUCAUUUGGCAACAUUCCACAGCCUCAUGCCAUACUAUUUUACUCACAGAGAACAACAAGAGGAGGCCUUCUUAUAUCAGAAGCCACUGGAGUUUCUGAUACUGCUCAAGGGUAUCCAAGAACUCCGGGCAUAUGGACUAAAGAGCAGGUGGAGGCAUGGAAGCCUAUUGUCAAAGCAGUUCAUGAUAAAGGAGGAGUUUUUAUCUGUCAGCUUUGGCAUGUUGGAAGGGUCUCUAGUCAUGUCUACCAACCAAAUGGACAGGCUCCAAUCUCAAGCACAGACAAGCCUAUUCGUCCACAGAUUCAUCAUGACGGUACAGUUGAAGAAUACUCGACGCCUCGAAGGCUAAGAACCGACGAAAUCCCACUUAUCGUUAACGACUUCAGAGUCGCCGCAAGAAAUGCCAUUGAAGCAGGAUUUGAUGGUGUGGAGAUACAUGCAGCGCACGGAUAUUUGCUGGAGCAAUUUCUCAAAGAUGGUGCAAAUGAUCGAACAGAUGAGUAUGGCGGUAGCUUGGAAAAUCGUUGUCGCUUCGUCUUGGAGAUUGUUGAGAAAGUGGUGGAUGAGAUUGGGCCAGGUCGGGUCGGCAUCCGGCUCUCACCCUUUUCAACCCUAAUGGAGUGUGGAGAUUCUAACCCAGAUGCUCUUGGGAUUCAUAUGGUGCGAUCGCUAAAUAAAUAUAGCCUCCUCUACUGUCACAUAACGGAGCCUCGAAUGACUUUCAAUGAGGGGAAAUUAGAGCUCCCUCAUCGCCUCCAUGAGAUGCGGAGGGUGUUUCAAGGAACUUUCAUCACCGCUAGUGGCUAUGAUCGGGAGGAAGGCAAUAAGGUGGUGGUAGAAGGUUAUACAGAUUUGGUAGCAUAUGGGAGACUUUUCUUGGCCAACCCUGAUCUUCCAAGAAGAUUUGAGCUCGAUGCUCCUCUUAAUAAGUACGAUAGGGCUACAUUCUACACCCCUGAUCCUAUUGUUGGGUAUACCGACUAUCCCUUCCUUCAACCAUCACAAGAUUCCAAUUAA